Brienomyrus brachyistius is the source of this 3556-nucleotide messenger RNA. RefSeq names its product zinc finger and SCAN domain-containing protein 2-like. The coding region runs from base 692 to 1645 and encodes 317 amino acids. The record is from RefSeq and is a predicted model, not a curated record. NCBI's taxonomy places the organism in Eukaryota, Metazoa, Chordata, Actinopteri, Osteoglossiformes, Mormyridae. Gene Ontology annotation, biological process: regulation of transcription by RNA polymerase II. Gene Ontology annotation, molecular function: RNA polymerase II cis-regulatory region sequence-specific DNA binding; DNA-binding transcription factor activity, RNA polymerase II-specific. The transcript has 2 exons.
UUGUGUCGGUCCAAAAACAGCGAAGCUGCCUGAGAAGUGGAGGGCAGAAGAGGGCCUUACGAAGGGCGGAUAUAUGCGGAAUUUUUAUUAGCUUGCAGGUGGAGGAAUUACUAGGAAAGUUAGCAUACUUAGCAUAUUUAGUGGCGCAGUAUGCUCAGUUAAAGUAAUUCUAAAUGUAUUUAAAAAAUUGCUGCUUUUAUUUCAGGAUAGGAUACAUAAGCAUAUCCAACCGAAGAUAGCUAGCAGGUUAGCAAGAAAAUAGAAACAACUCGAAUUUAUGUUUAAAGUCAUUAUUGGCAAAUUUGUAUUUCUUCACAUUAUUCACAGAAGCACUCGUCGUGAUUACAGGAAAAUUUUAAUUCGUGAGUUGCAAUCGUGUUUUAAAGCAGUAAUGUCUGCUGUUAGCUAGCUUACUUCGCUAGCAAGAAACGGCUAAACCUACGUUUGCUUAGUCUGCUAGCCAGUUACGUUAUUGUUCAACAAAUCGCAUCGUUAAGGAAUAGCGUCGCGUCUAACUUGAAAACAGAUCCGGCUCAUCUAUCUAAUUAAUGGGACAAUCUGUGCCGUUACGUCUGUCUAGCGUGAUCAUUUACGCAUAUCUAACUUAAGCUGUGACAUCUAAAUAAAAUACCUGUUUCUGCCACUACUGCCAAAUAAAACUCGACUCGGUCCCUGUGGGCAUCAGACAAUAAUGAUGGAGUCUCUUCAAAGGAACACAGAGGUAUCCGAACUGAAAGUGCUGCACGUCAAACAGGAAAUGCCAGAGAAGAUGAAACCCUUGCUGGAGCCAGUGUCCAUCAAACAGGAACUCUUCCAGGUGGACUUGAUGUCCAUAAAGGAAGAGCUUCCCGAGCUGAAGCUGGCGAGGGAGUCCUGUGAGCGAGUGAGCUGUGUUCCCAUCAAGGAGGAGAUGCUAGAGCCAAUCCAUGUCCACAGAGUCUUCCCAGACUUUGGACUUUUCAGUGCUGCAGAAUCUGACGACACACAGGUAAAUUUUAAGGAUGAGAGUGGUGGGGACUCUGGGAUGGUUUCCUAUUCUGUGCAGUGUGGCUUUUCCCAAGAACUAGCCCACUGGGGACAGACCAGCUCACAGCCACACUCUCUGAUGGCCCAGUGCUACGAAAGCAGGCCGGGCAAGGAAAGCUCUCGCAUGGGGUCCUUCUCAGCUCAGCAUUUCACCAUCCACGCUGAGUGUUUCACCCCCCGCGUGAACUUCCCCCGCUUUCAGCAUCUGGAGGCGGAUCACAAGCCGUACCGGUGCAGCGUUUGUGGCAAGACCUUCCGGCGCACGGACCACUUGAAGCGCCACCAGAGCAUGCACCUGGGGGAGAAGCCCUUCCAGUGCACGUGCUGCCACAAGCGCUUUUCCCUGCGCCGCAGCCUGGAGACCCACCAGCGGCAGUGCACGGGCGAGCUCACCUGCCGCUGCCCCGUCUGCGGCGACGUCUUCCAGAGCUUCAGCAACCUGCACCGUCACCAGCUCAUCCACAACGGCGAGAAGAGCUACUGCUGCGGCCGCUGUGGCCAGCAGUACAAGCACUCUGACUACUUCAAGAGAUACCAGCGGAUGCUGUCGGAGGACCAGCCGUAUUACUGUCUGGAGUGUGAGGAGGCUCUGAGCCAGUCCCCCAGCACCACCCUCUAAGAGACUGUCAGGAAAGUAGGAGCGUGAACCUGGGCUGCUCACUUUCCUGUUAUUCCCUUACAUACUACACUCUCUUCAUGUCUAACUGUUGGUACGUCGCCGUACAGCUGCAGAUGGGUUAUAUUAACUUAAGAUUUUCACUGUGUUUCUGUUUUCUGGAUUUAAAUUGUCCCUUGCAUUGUCAUUCCAUUUUAAUUCGAUAAAAAAAAAAACGUAUUUGCAUCACCAUUUUGAUUUUGAUCAAAUUUGGCUUGUGAAUCCCUCAUACCUUCCAGGGCUCAGAAAUGUUUCUUAUUUUUAAAACAUUUUCUUCAUGCAGUGCGUUUUCUACACUAUGGAUAGCAAAAAAAAAGAAAGAUAAUUCAAACUUUUCGUAUGAGCUGUAAUUUCUUUAUUAGAAUCAAGACUCAAGAUUUUUAUGUGUGACAUGCAUGAAUGUCCUGGUACACCUGUAGUGAAAUGCAAUUGCUGCUUCUCAGCGAACAAGGUAGAAAGAUAAGAAAACAAUACGAAGUAAUAUAAGUUAACAAAAGUACUAAAAUAUAGAAAUAUAUAAAUAGUAAAGACAAAAAAAAGAUACAAAUAUUUGAGAAAAGAUCUAAAGUGUAGGUUGCAGUUGUGACUUAUUUUAAUUGUCAGUGUUAAUGGUCCUGAUGAUCUGGGGGUAGAAGUUUCUCUUCACCCGUUUCGCAGUCACCUGCCUGAGUGUGCUUAUGGCAUGGGGGGGGGGGGGGGGGGUGAGAGACUGCGUGUCCUGGACUUGCAUCGCUGGAUGUAGAUGUCCUGCAGGGUGGGCACUUGUUGGGCUGGAAGGGAGUAAACAGGAUCCAUAGAGCUGGCUGGAGAUGAGGAGAUGAAGUCUUUCAUGAUCAUCUCAAAGCACUUUGUUACCAUAGAGGUCAGUGCAACAAGAUGGCAUUUUGGUAGGUUGAAUCGCAGUAUACAUUUCAGUUAUAGCUGCGAUGUAGAAGAGUCACCAAAGGUAAAUUUAAAAAAGAUCGAAACCCCCGGAAGACGUGUGUAAUUUGCAUACCAAAUUUCAGGAAAAUCAAAAAUACAAUGGCUCUUUAUUGAAUUACAAUUGAAUGACGGUAAAUCGUAAAACAUAGCAAGCCUAGUGGAAAAACAGACAUUGAGUCAAUUUUUGACUUAUUGGUAGUUUAUGAGGAGUUGUUGACAUUAAUAAGAAUAUUUAGUAGAUGCUUUUAUCCAAAACAAUAUACAAGUAAAGAAGCUGGGUCAGCCUGUCCCUGGAGUAUAGUGAUCCCCUGCUUAUCGCGGACGUUAUGUAGAAAGACCAUAUAAAAUAAAAUAAAAAAUUUAAUAGUUUGAGCCUUAAAUCGUAGGGCUUAAAACAAAACAAAAAGUUCACAAAAAGUUUGCUCACAAGAAUCAGACCAAAAGCAAGGUACGCGAUACGCAUAGAGCUGUGAUUCAUCGGGGGAGAAUCUGCGAUAUAGCAGGGUGCGAUAGCUGAACCGUGAUAUAACAGGGGAUCACUGUAAUUGGCGAUAAGGGCUUUGCAAUCACUCUGAGCAGUGAGAUCACUCUGCCAACUAUGGGAUGUGAACCAACAACCUUCCAGUCAUAUGCCUGCCAUAGUCCUGACCUGCAGAGCCACAUACCGUUACCGUAUACACCUUAUUAAAUGUAACUGAUUUCUUUAGAGUUUUGUUGAAGUUUUUAAUGGGUGAUGCAUUUGUUGUUUAGUAUCCAUUUGCAGCUCCUUUUUACAGAAAGGAAGUGUUCAUGUGUUUGGGGGAGUAUGUAGUAUAUUGGUUAGGGAACUGGGCUUGGAUUACCAGAGUUGUAACUGUAUCCGUUGUACUACAGCUGGAGUACUUCAGCUAAGUACUUAAUCUGCUUCUAUCAAUGUACAGUUAUGUAAAUUAAUAAAUGGUAAAACUUUAA